AAUUUUUUUUAUAUUUGCUUUUAGCAGUAGGCGCUUCAAAUGUAAUACAGAGUGAUAUGGAUUUCAAUUUCAAAAAUAAAUUAUAUAAUUAACUAAAAUUACAAUGUGCUUGAAUGCGAACCAAAAGCCUUGUUGCGUCACAAUAGCUUUGCUUGCGAUUUUGGUCGGUAUUAUAGAGUUCUCUUACGACUGCAUUCAUUUAGCCUUGUAUGGAAUGAACAAAUGGUUGGUGGGAGCAUUGAUCGCAUGGAUUCCCAUUUUUAUUGCUGCUGUUUUUCUGAUUAUAGGGACACUCAGGGAAAUACCCAUUCUUUUGCUUAUUUGGGUAAUAGUGUCACUGAUUUGCGGAGUGGCUUUGAUAAUUAUAAAGAUCGGAUUGAUGAUAUACUUACCUAGGCUUGGUUUACAUGUAGAUAUUGUGGUUGCCAUUUUGAAUGUCAUAUUUUUAUUGCUCGUCUUCGUUUGGGCCGCCUACCCUUAUGCAUACAUGCGUGAACUAAAGGGACAAAAAAUUAUUUAAAAUGAUCAUUUAUGGCAUUUGGUAAACAAACUAAUAUAGUCAAAUUAGCUGCACCUAUUAUCAAAAAAAGGUAGUGCCAAAAGUUAGUCGUUCCAUUCUAGACUGAAGUGGAUUGGUGCGAAUGAGAUGGCUUUUACUGAAAAUCAACAAGCAAACUUUGCGAUAUUCCGACUGUGUUGCAUGACUUCGGUUUUUUAUUAAACAAAUAGCAGCCAGUGACCAGGGUAUGCGAAUUUGCAUAAAAUAACAGAGGCAAUAACAAUGGGUGACAACAAAUCAAAUGCAAAUGGUAAACCGACCGCAAAUAGAAAGUGAAAAUCAAAUACAAAACGCUACCGUUUAUUUCUGUGCUUUCGUA
Molecule: messenger RNA, 878 nt
Organism: Drosophila yakuba
Lineage: Eukaryota; Metazoa; Arthropoda; Insecta; Diptera; Drosophilidae
Exons: 4
Coding region: 104-520 (138 amino acids)
Source: RefSeq, a predicted model, not a curated record